This is a messenger RNA of Cataglyphis hispanica, 1314 nucleotides long. RefSeq names its product tubulin alpha chain-like. NCBI's taxonomy places the organism in Eukaryota, Metazoa, Arthropoda, Insecta, Hymenoptera, Formicidae. The coding region runs from base 1 to 1314 and encodes 437 amino acids. The transcript is spliced from 6 exons. Gene Ontology annotation, cellular component: microtubule; cytoplasm. Gene Ontology annotation, biological process: microtubule cytoskeleton organization; mitotic cell cycle. Gene Ontology annotation, molecular function: GTP binding; structural constituent of cytoskeleton. The record is from RefSeq and is a predicted model, not a curated record.
AUGAGCGCGAUUCGCGAAGUGGUUACGAUUUUUGUGGGACAAGCUGGAACACAGAUAUCGAAUGCUUGUUGGGAAUUAUUCUGUUUAGAGCACGGGAUUGAACCUAAUGGAAAUUUAAAAAAAAAAUACUCAACAGGCAAUUUCACAUCAUUUUUCUCGCAAACACAGGAAGGAUUGUUUACACCGCGUACCAUAGUAGUUGAUUUAGAACCAACGGUAAUAGAUGAGAUUAAAACUGGCGCUUAUAAAGAACUUUUCCAAUUGGAUUCUUUAAUUACUGGAAAUGAAGAUGCUGCUGACAAUUUCGCAAGAGGCUAUUACUCGCUUGGUCAAGAGGCAAUCGAUAUAACAUUGGAUCGUAUUCGUAAAAUAUGUGAAAACUGUUCGAAUCUAAAUGCGUUUAUAAUUUCUAGAUCAGUCGGCGGUGGCACAGGCAGUGGUUUUACGACUUUAUUGUUAGAACAGCUCAGUGAAGAUUAUGCUAAAAAACUAAAGUUGGAUUUUGCUGUUUAUCCUGCACCAAACAUUUCCACUGUAAUCGUAGAGCCCUAUAAUUCCGUCUUAACUACACACGGCACUAUGGACUAUAUAGAUUGUUGUUUUAUAGUAGACAAUGAAGCAUUAUAUGAUAUAUGUGCAAGAAAAUUAGACGUUGAUGCGCCAACGUAUACAAAUCUCAAUCGUCUGCAAGCACAAAUUAUUUCCAAUAUUACCGCAUCAAUGAGAUUCGAUGGUGUUACAAAUUGGAACCUCGAAGAUAUAAAAACAAAUCUUAUACCAUUUCCAAGAUUACAUUUCCCAUUAAUGGCUUUCGCACCAAUUAUACCUUCUUAUAAAGCAGCAUACUCGAAUAUAUCGGAGCAACAAAUUACGUUGGAUUGUUUUGAUCCUGCUAAUCAUAUGGUGAGAUGUGAUCCACGUAUUGGAAUGUAUAUGAGUUGUUGUCUGCUAUAUCGCGGAAAUAUAAAAAAUAUCAAUGAGAUUAAAAACAUAAUUAAUUUUCUAAAAGAUAAAAAAUUUGUACGUUUUGUUAAUUUUAUUAAAACAAAUUUUAAGCUAGGAUUUAAUUAUUUACCGACUGUUACGGUUCCCGGUGGUGAUUUAACACCCUCAAAAGUAACUGUUGCAAACUUGAGCAAUAAUACUGCCAUCCGGCAUGCUUGGACUAGACUUGCAUCAAAAUUUGAUUUAAUGUAUCAGAAAAAAGCUUUCUUUCAUCAUUAUCUGGCCGAAGGUAUAGAAGAAAGUAAUUUUGCAGAUGCUCGAGCUAACAUAAGUGCUCUAUUAGAAGAUUAUAUUGAAGCCGAAACAUAA